AUGGAACUUAGAGUCGGGAACCGAUACAGACUCGGCAGAAAAAUCGGAAGUGGUUCGUUUGGGGACAUCUAUUUAGGCACAGAUAUUUCUGUGGGCGAAGAAGUUGCCAUUAAGUUGGAAUGCGUGAAGACCAAGCACCCCCAGCUUCACAUUGAAAGCAAGAUCUACAAAAUGAUGCAAGGAGGAGUGGGUAUUCCAACUAUAAAAUGGUGUGGAGCAGAAGGUGACUAUAAUGUCAUGGUGAUGGAGCUGCUGGGACCCAGUCUGGAGGAUCUCUUCAAUUUUUGCUCCCGCAAGUUUAGCCUCAAGACGGUCCUUCUUCUCGCUGAUCAAAUGAUCAGUCGCAUCGAGUACAUCCACUCCAAGAACUUCAUCCACAGAGAUGUGAAGCCAGAUAACUUUUUGAUGGGGCUGGGCAAAAAGGGCAAUUUGGUCUACAUUAUUGACUUUGGCCUGGCUAAGAAAUAUCGCGACGCCCGCACUCACCAGCACAUCCCCUACCGCGAGAACAAGAACCUGACAGGAACCGCACGAUACGCAUCAAUCAACACCCAUCUGGGGAUCGAGCAGUCCAGGCGUGAUGACUUGGAGUCCUUGGGCUAUGUUCUUAUGUAUUUUAAUUUGGGCUCCCUGCCUUGGCAAGGCCUCAAGGCUGCCACCAAGAGGCAAAAGUACGAACGGAUUAGUGAGAAGAAAAUGUCCACCCCCAUUGAGGUUCUAUGCAAAGGAUACCCUUCUGAAUUUGCCACCUACCUGAAUUUUUGCCGUUCCCUGCGCUUCGACGACAAGCCUGACUACUCGUACCUACGGCAGCUUUUCCGGAAUCUUUUUCACAGACAGGGAUUCUCUUAUGACUAUGUGUUUGACUGGAAUAUGCUCAAAUUUGGAGCCAACCGUGCAGCAGAGGAAGCAGAACGAGAGCGCCGUGACCGAGAGGACAGGCUGAGACAUGGCAGGAACCCGGCCACUAGAGGAGUUCCCGCAGCAUCGGGACGGCCUCGGGGAGCCCAAGAUCGAGCCCCGCCCACACCGCUCACGCCCACUUCACACACAGCUUCCCCACGUCAAGCAUCCGGUAUGGAACGGGAGCGAAAAGUCAGCAUGCGACUGCACCGCGACGCCCCCGUCAACGUUUCCUCUUCAGAUCUCACCGGACGACAAGACACCUCGCGCAUGUCCACCUCACAGCAUUCCUUACGAACAUCACGCCAAGUAGACGCUCGCCACAUACUUGUGUGA
Nerophis lumbriciformis (worm pipefish) is the source of this 1239-nucleotide messenger RNA. NCBI's taxonomy places the organism in Eukaryota, Metazoa, Chordata, Actinopteri, Syngnathiformes, Syngnathidae. The record is from RefSeq and is a predicted model, not a curated record.